Molecule: messenger RNA, 2203 nt
Organism: Protopolystoma xenopodis
Lineage: Eukaryota; Metazoa; Platyhelminthes; Monogenea; Polystomatidea; Polystomatidae
Source: the annotation of a GenBank genome assembly
AGCUGUCAUAUGGCUUCAAAAUAAUCAUCGGCCAAAUAUCCAUCCUCCGAUGCCAGGCCAGACGGCCAUGACUUCCAGUGGUGAUCCUUCAAUUAGUCAGUUGGCUGGUGGUGGGGUUAAUCAACGUGGAAGUCUCGCUGGCCUUCUGGUUCCGGGGCUUAGUGUUGGAGGUCUCAGACGCGGUGACUCUAGUCACCUAGCUACUGCGCUGGUCGCCGUUCUUAAUGGCAAAACUAGCAAUGGCAGCGCUAUUGCUACCGUACCUGGUUCAUCAAACAGAUCAGGAAAUUUCCUCAGCCCUUUGACUAAUCUUUUGGCCAGUUUGACUGGAAUAGCGAACGUCGGGACGUUUGCUGGUUCAUCUAGUAUGAAGGAUAGCGAAGCGAGUGGCUCUAGAUCUACUGCAGCUUCAUCGGGCGUAUUCCUUUCCCCUGGCCUUCUUAAUUUGGCUUGGAAAAGAAGCAGCCAUCAUCAGAGUGCCAACAAUAGCAAUAAUGCUAGAUCUCAUUUACCUCAUGACAACACUAAUUGUUUCGCCUUUCUGCCGUCUUCGAUUCCAUCUACCCAAACACUACUUACUAAUGCAUCAAAGAACACAAUCUCUCUAUUUGGCUUGCAUGAUACCUCUGCCUCCCCUCAUACUUCACGGCUGACUGCCCACCUUCCAGGUGCCGGCAACUUAGGCCUCUUUAUUUUGCCAUGCUCAAAUUCGAAUAUCUCCGCUGUCGCUAGUGGGGUGGAUCAAGAUUCCACCUUUAGUGGGGGCUUGGAGGCUGGUGUGAUGGGAGGCCAAGUUGGUCGGCUACACAAAGAGUUCAUCCGCAUCCCUAGAGCCCCAGCAGCUGAGGAUUCGGCCUUGCUAAAUGGCAGUAAAAGUACAGAAGCCAUCCUAGAAGGUGGUGCACAUUGUGAGACUUAUACCUUUGAAAAAAACGACUGUAAACAUACUACUUUCUGGGAUUGGGCUGCUCAAGUGAUGGAGGAGCAUGCCGAAAGAAAAUCAGAGUUGGAAAUACAAUUUUUGAAUGAGGCAGGCACAGGACUCGGCCCUACUCUUGAAUUUUUCUCCUUGAUGGCACUUGAAUUCCAGCGUCGCGAUGCUCUUCUUUGGGUUACAGACGACUCUCUUCAAGAUCCCUACGCAGUAGAUGCCACCUCAAUAAAAUCAAAUUUGCAUCCAACUACGACCGAUUAUCCUGAAACCACUUUGGCCGGCGCACCCACAUCCACCAUCAAUUCAGAAGUUCGUAUGUCUGUUCCCUUACCAGCCUGCAAUGAUCAACUUAUAGGUGCGCUCUCUGAUGUCUCACCAGCUCAUGACCUGCUUUCGUCUGUAUCCUAUGUGUCAAUGCCGAAUGGGCUCUUCCCUGCUCCUGUUCCUGGUGAUUUGGUGCCUGAAAUAGUACUCUACAAGUUUCAUAUAAUGGGCAUUACGAUUGCGAAGUGUCUACAGGACUCUCGGCGCAUAGAUCUGCCUCUUUCCCCACCCUUCCUAAAGCUCAUCUCUACCUACGGUCGGCUGCCUCUCUCGUCAGUUUCGGCCAAACGUCCUCCACCUUUUGCAUCAUUUAGCUCUGAGUCCCAGAGGGGUUAUCUCCAGCAGGCAUCUACAAACUAUCCAUUGUCCGGCGAUAUGGGUGCGACUGAUCUUUCUUCUGAUAUAAUUUCCCCUCAACUCCAUGAACUGGUCGAAAUAGAGUCAUAUGCUGACUAUCUUCGUCCUGAUCCAGCUAAUCCUUGGCUUACUGAUUUCUUCGAAGAGGAAUUCUUAGAAAGCAAAGAAAUAGAUAAAGAUGAAUUGGAGAAACAGGGCAAAUUUAACGAAGAUGAGGUGAUACCAUUAGCAGAACCAAAGCUCUCUCCAGUCUCGUUCUCUGCAUUCGAUCUCCCAGAGGCACCCAAACACUGGUUGGCCGGUUUGCUUGGUAUGGAAGAUCUUAUGCAAAUAUACCCAGAGCGUGGUCGUUUUUUGCGGCAAAUUGUUCAUUAUCUCUAUCGUCGACAGCGUCUUCUCUCCAACUCAGAGUGUCUCUCGCAUCAAUCGUAUCAACGGGAUAACAAUACUCUAAUCAGAUACAAUACAUUUGCCGACCAAAGUUUGGAUUUAAAUGAGAGACUGAAUCUCUUGGAAUGUGAAAUAUUCGGCUGCACAAUAGAAAACCUCUGCUUGGACAUGGAAUUCUUGCCUGUGUCGAAGGUUUGA